Molecule: messenger RNA, 1225 nt
Organism: Spizellomyces punctatus DAOM BR117
Lineage: Eukaryota; Fungi; Chytridiomycota; Chytridiomycetes; Spizellomycetales; Spizellomycetaceae
Product: 18S rRNA biogenesis protein RCL1
Exons: 2
Coding region: 24-1118 (364 amino acids)
Biological process (GO): endonucleolytic cleavage of tricistronic rRNA transcript (SSU-rRNA, 5.8S rRNA, LSU-rRNA); ribosome biogenesis
Cellular component (GO): nucleolus
Molecular function (GO): RNA endonuclease activity
Source: RefSeq, a predicted model, not a curated record
UUUUUUUUCUUGUUCAUCCCAUCAUGGUCGCUCCUUCUCAAGUCAUCUUGCGCUUUGCAGGCCAUGCAGACCUCCGCACGCGGCUGGUACUGUCGAUCCUGACAAACACUCCCGUGUACAUUUCCGCUAUUCAUUGUUCUGAAGAUGAUUCUGUGCCAGGACUGACGGAUUUUGAAUUGGAUUUUGUGUCACUUCUUUGUUUGUUGACUUGCUCUACGCACCAAGUGUUGCAUGAUGGAACUGCACUCAAGUUUACCCCUGGACCUCCCACAUUGAAUGACGUUCAACAUUCAUGCUGCCCUGCGCGGUCGGUGGGAUACUAUUUGGAACCAUUGCUCCUAUUAUCGGUCUUUUGCGAAAUCCAUCUAGAGCUCAUUGGGAUCACAAACGACAAGACUGCAUUGUCGGUGGACACGCUAUUAGGUGUUCAUGUGCCUGUUUUGCGAGAAUUUGGGGUUGAGCCGCCGGUUUUGACGAUCCACCUACGAGGAGCACCUCCUGAUGGACUUGGACGAGUAUCCCUGCAUUCUGUACCAAGAUUACGUCCCCUUCGUGCUCCGAUACUCACGACACAAGCUCCUACUACUCAUAUAAGAGGUACAUGCUACACAUCCCAUAUUCCUCCCUCAUUAGCGACCGAUCCGAUCACAUCCGCCACAGCGCUAUUAAAGCGCACUAUCCCCGACGUCCAUAUCACUCAAUGUACAUUACCAACGUCUUCAACACCAGGGUACGCCUUGACCCUAACUGCGCACGCCGAACCACAUACGACAUUGUCGGCUUCUUGUGCCUUCCUUCCUCGCCCUGGGCAAACCGAUGUGACCCAUCCGUUACCUGAGACACUCGGGAUCCGGACUGCAAGACUGCUGCUGCAGGAGAUGAAGAAGGGUGGUUGUGUAGAUAAGACUGCACAGGGGUUUGUGUUGGUUCUCUUGGCAUUGGCGGAGGGUAAAGGACAAGUCAGGGUGGGAGGGAUUGAGCCCUUGACUAUUCCACUCUUGACGUCCCUAAAGACUUUCCUCAAGACUUCCAUCUCCAUUGCACCCGAUCAGUCCACACGAACGUUCAUCUUGACCGGCCAGGGAAUUGCCUUCAUACCCCGCCUACAUCCCCUAUAACUCCUGUCCUCCUGUACUAUAGGACCGUAUACACGAAUUGCACAUAGACUUUUAGAUACGCCAUUUUUGCAUUUGCAAUAUAUUUCACAAAACAUUCCGUGCACAAA